AAACCUACAUUUCAGUUUGUUUUCUUCACAUCAAUGGGAAAACUGAUGUUUGUCAUGAAGGGAGAGAUCCCCAAGAGGAACGAGAUGCACUGUGGACUUUCAAAGAAAGUUGAAGCUGCAAGAACAGGGAGAGCUUUAUUUAAAGCCAUUUUAAAACAAACCUUAAUUUUGGAAGACGAAAGGACAGUCAGUAGCAAUGCGAUGGUAUCUCCUCUGGGUUUAUGUGUCAUAAUCCAUUAUGUUGUUGCAGGAUGGUCAAGACACAUUAAAAAUGGAGUUCCUUGCUUUGAAAUUGAGUGGCAAAAAACAGAACAUUAUGUUGAUGCAGAAAAUGAGCUUAUGAAGUUGCUUGUAGUUCCAGUUAGUGAUCUUCGCUCUCAAAUGAAUUUGAAGUCUUGAUGUGGAAUUCUUUCUGUGCAAGACUCCACAUCAGAUAUAAAAACCCACCCAGAGACACACAAGAGAAGUACCGAAUCAGAAGAUCUAGCAUUAACUGCAGCUUCCUGCAUCACAGUUGUUUGAAUGCCAGCAUCAGCAGCUGCUCUUCCUCUGACUGCAUCACCUUACUCACUCGUACAGAGAACAUCGGCUGAGUCAUCUCUGUUGCCUGCACAAUUCACUAAAAAAGGGCUAUCGUCCUCUUCCUCUGUAACAGCUGGUUUACAACUGAGCAGCACUGAUCGGGGCGCCUUCUUCAGCACCUCAGCAGUCCGCAGGGCUGAUACCCAUGAUCCAGCAGCUGACUUAACUACAUGUAUAAACCACUCGCAUCUGCUAGCUCAUGAAACAGUAAGAAAUAGCUCGGAAUGUUCUGAUGCUGCAUCUGAUCAUCAUCAUCUUAAUAUUGAGGAUGAUUUGGUUUCAGAUGAUGCUGUGGGACAAUUUCAGAAGCGAUCGUUAAGUGAGCAUGUACUUAAGGAGACUUCCAUUCCAUCAAAGCCUUUGUUGUCUGAAGAUACAGUGAAUCCUGGUAGAGAUUAUGUCUCUGUGUCUUGUCACUUAAAUAAACUAGUGCAGGAAAGUAAUAAUGUGCUACCAGAAAACUGAAGGGAAUCCAGUGAACACCUUGGUCAAGAUCAGUACAAAAAUUCUGGCAGUCUGGCUGAAAUGAUGCAAAAAGACCAUAGUAUAAGCAGUUCAAUAUCUCUAGCCUUCAGUGCACAAACAACAGAGACAUUGCCUCUUGGGUGCAAAAUGCUUCCAGUGUCUCAAAACCAGCAGUUUUUGUAACUGGCUUCACAUGAAAAAAAAGCUUGUACUCAUACUACUUGGAAAACUUCUUUUAAAAAGAGCGUGUGUCAGAAUAAAUGUUCUUCUAGUGAAGACAGUGAUGAUGGGAACAUGAGUACAAAUCUGAUUUAUGAGCAGUAAAAAAGGCAACCGAACCGUCAGUUUAAAAAAUGUUUUACAAAGAAAAGGAGUAAUGUUGUUACUAUGCAAAAGAACAGUGACUCAGCCCUUUUAAUUAAAGUGAAGAAGAAAAAGACCAAUUUUAAAGAAUCUGGUAGUAGUUUAUCAUUGUACGUAUCUACAAAACUAUCUUUUGUUGGGGAAGUUAGUUGUUCCCAAAGUCCAGAGCAACCGAUUGGAAGGUCAAGUUGUGGUCCCACACAAGAAGCCAACAGUGCUGUUGUGCCUUAUGCAUGGGCAGACAGUCCCCUAUCCCUGUCUGAACGACUAAAAGGAAGAAUCAAAAUUAAUUAG
This is a messenger RNA of Apaloderma vittatum (bar-tailed trogon), 1704 nucleotides long. It is a transcript of the gene GEN1, whose product is annotated as GEN1 Holliday junction 5' flap endonuclease. NCBI's taxonomy places the organism in Eukaryota, Metazoa, Chordata, Aves, Trogoniformes, Trogonidae. The record is from RefSeq and is a predicted model, not a curated record.